CCCCAGCGCCUGGCACCCCGUUCUCCAUCAGCCCAUCACAGGAGCUUCAGCUGGGACGGCAGCCAGAGGGCAGGAGGGCUCAGGUGCUUAUCUCAGAUCUUCCCGAGUGUUCCCACAACCCGAGUGAUUCUGAUCCCAAGCGAUUAUGAUCCCAUGGAGCCGCUGAGGAGCCUGCACCAGCGAGCACCAUCUCCCAAGUGGAUAAAUACUCAACCCCCUCCUUUGCAAGGCGGCAUCAGCAUCUGAACCAGAGCAUCAGAUGCACCGAGUCCAGCUGAAGCCACCGGGGCUGAGAGCUGCGGGGCCGGUGGCCCUGUGACAGCAGCAGCAGCAGCAGCAGCGCGGGACCAUGGCUGCGGCAGCGCAGAUCCCGCUGUGCUCCGUGACCGCGUGGCUGCUCCUGCACGGCCUCCUCCUGGCCUCCCAUCCCCGCUCGGCCGCAGCGUUCCCCAAGGGCUGCUACCCCUCGGAAGAGGAGGGCCUGAAGACGUUCCGCUGCAGCAACGCCCGCCUCACCGAGGUCCCCAGGGACAUCCCCAACGACACCAACAAGCUCUACCUGGACUCCAACCGAAUCCCAUUCCUGCCCCGCGACGCCUUCCAGGACCUGCCCCUCCUACUGGAGCUGGAUCUGUCCCACAACGCCAUCGCCGGCGUCGAGAGCGGAGCUUUCCGGGGUCUGGCAGAGCACCUCCGCUCCCUGGACCUGUCCUCCAACAAGCUGGUGUCCGUCAGCAAAGACGCCUUCAGCAACCUGAAGGCCAAGGUGAACCUCUCCGACAACCCCUGGCUCUGCGACUGUCGGCUGCAGGAGCUCAUCCGCACCGUGGAGCUGGCGGCCGGCUCCUCCGGCGGCCUCGUCUGCGACUCCUCGGCGCAGGAGGAGCACGUGGGCAAAGCCUUCCUGCAGGUGAUGGCCGACACGGACCUCUGCAACGUCUACAAGAAGACCACGGACGUGGCCAUGCUGGUCACCAUGUUCGGCUGGUUCGCCAUGGUCAUCUCCUACCUGGUCUACUACGUGCGGCAGAACCAGGAGGACGCCCGGCGGCACCUCGAGUAUCUCAAGUCCCUGCCCAGCAAGCAGCGGAGGUCGGAGGAGUCGUCCACCAUCAGCACCGUGGUGUGAGGCUCCGGCAGGACUCGGCUCGCCCGCGGCUGCCAGGAGCUGCCACAGGACCAGGCGUGGAUUUGUCCGGUUCUCCUCGGGGAAGCAGCAUCCGGCAGCGGGAGCUCUGGUGCAGCGAGAGGUGAAGCAGGGAUGGGGAUGGGCACCGGGCACCGAGCAUCCACCCGGACCAGAGGGACCCUGGACACCCUGGGGCGUUCAGACUCCGUUUCAAACCGGGGUCUUUCCUGUGCAGGGAUCCCUUGGGCCGUUGGUGAUGUUCAUGGUUUAAUCCCUCCCCAGCUGCCCAAGGGAUGGUCCCAGCAGCACAGGGCAGCCAGUGCUGGGCUCCCUGCCUGCACCCGGAGCGGUGUGGCCAUGGGGCCGGAGCCACCGGACCAAAGGGUGGUAACAAGAGGUGGGGACACAUCGGUUGGGAAGGGCGAGGGGCAGGUCUUGGGUACCCCGCUCCAGCUCUCGAGCUGGGUGGUGCUGCCCCAUCUCCCAUCCCAGCCCCUGCUGCUCCCCACUUCUUUCCUGGCACCUCUGGUCCAGGCGGAGCAAGGCGCAUGGGGGCGGCGGUCCCAGUUGGCGAUGGGGUGGCUCAUGGGCAACCCCAGCGCUGUCCCCCUUGGAGCAGGAUGUUCUUACAGGAAGCAAAUGGGGAAUGAAGCUCCCCCAGGGAUGAGCUCCCUGGAGCUGCCGAGGGAUGCAGGAGCUGCUGGAGGGGAGCUGAGGGGUGCAGGCGGUGGGUCUGGCCCUGCUGGGAUGCGCUGGGGGGAGCAGGAUUCCCCCCAGUUCUCCCUUGGCACCGUGCAGGUCGGUGUUUGCUGCCCUCAUCCGCCUGCUCCCUCUCCAGGAGUCACAAGCUGCCGACCGGUCACUGUGAGGGGAGCGGGGAUGGAGGGAGCCGCCGCGGCUCCUCCGCCCUCUCCCCACUCCCGCAGGAGCCCGAAUCUGCCCUAAAACGCCCCCAAAAUCCCUUCUCAACCCUUCCAGCAUUGGGCUACGGGUUCCUGGUGUCAGUAGGUAGAGGGCAGGGUGCCGGUGGCCAGCGUGGGUCAGGGUUGGUGCCCACCUUUGGGUGCACAGGGUCCAAGCGGCGACUCGGAAGCAAAGCCAAGAGCGGAGGCAGCCUCCCCCAGCUGUGUCUGGGGGCUGGGUUUGAUGGGGUUGCCCUUGUUUAAAACCAGCUGAAGCUUAAACUGCCUUAAAUCACCCGGAGCACCAACCAAAGCUGCUCGAGCACCCCCCGGCUGCUGCCCGUGCUCCAAUGGGAGCCGUGGUCCAGAGCCGGCCGGGAGCAGCCCCUGCACCCUUCCACAAGUGCCUCCAUCCCCAGCACACACCGGGGGCUCUGCCACGCACAAGCACCUCAGCCCCAGCUCCAAACCAGGCACCCCUGGGGCCCACAGCCCCACGGCAGCUCCCCACGUACAACCAGGGCUUGUGGGGCCCCAGAGCGAGGCACUGGCGUGGCUGCGGUGCCCGUCUGACCCAACGUGUGUUUUGUUUAAGGGACCUUUUACGUUCUUACUUUGUACACCAAUAAAGUCGGCUUUGACUUUGGA
Molecule: messenger RNA, 2679 nt
Organism: Pezoporus occidentalis (night parrot)
Lineage: Eukaryota; Metazoa; Chordata; Aves; Psittaciformes; Psittacidae
Gene: LRRC3C
Product: leucine rich repeat containing 3C
Exons: 2
Coding region: 350-1129 (259 amino acids)
Cellular component (GO): plasma membrane
Molecular function (GO): protein binding
Source: RefSeq, a predicted model, not a curated record